CAGGCCUCAUAAUUUUCUCGUGGAGGCCCAUUAAAGAUCUCCUCUUCUUCUUCUUCCUCUUUCGUCUCCCUCCACCCAAAACCCUAGCCGCUCGGCUCGCGCGUCCAAACCCUAGCUAGCUAUCGAGGAGGAGGAGGAGGAGCAUGGGGGGAUCGCGCCGCAAGCUCAAGCGCUCCCGCGCCCAGGUGAAGGUGGGCCUGCCGCGCAAGAAGCCGCGGGAGUUCAAGCCGGCCUUCGACCUGCCCGAGGCGCUCGCCGCCGCCGCCGCGGCCGAGGGCGGCGGCCACGCGCCGAGCUGGGACGCGGAGGGAAGCGUGGUGAAGAACUACGCCGCGUUCGGGGUCGUCGCGAACCCGAACCUCCUCGGCGCGCACGCCCGCGGCACGCCGCGCCUCGUCCAGAGCGCGCCGCUCCAGGCGCCCGACAUCGACGCGGCGCGCGCCCCCGUUGACGAGUUCGAGCCCGUCGACUCCGGCAGCGACCUCGAGUCCGACGAUCUGAAAUCUGCACUUGGAAAGCAGAGGCGGGAUGGGAAAUCUGCACCUUUGGAACCACUGACAAAAGUUCAACGGAUUUAUAUUGGCAGAUUAAUAGAGAAGCAUGGUGAUGACUACAAGGCCAUGUUCAUGGAUAUCAAGCUGAACACGAUGCAACACUCGGUUGGUACCCUGAAAAAGCUAUGUGAAAGAUACCAUGUUGUUGGCAAGAGCAUCAUCCAUCCUCUGAAGUAGUAUCAUACGAGUGUUUAGGAUUCUCUUUCACUGUGUACCGUAUUCCUCUUGCUCCCACUAAUGGGAAGAAAAUUUUGCCUAUGAAAAUUGGUGUAUGCAUUACUGUACUACUGUGGUUUGAGAUUACUAUCAGAGAAGAUGGCGUGCGCUCUGUACCUCGAGGAAAAUCAUGAAAGUCGUAACUAAUUCAGAAUUGUUCUGUACUCUUUUGCUUGGGGUCGUGUGAAUUCAGCUGAUAUGAUUGCCAUGAUUACUAGCAACUUAUAAUUUGCUGGCACCAACAACUUACCCUGU
Messenger RNA from Oryza sativa Japonica Group (Japanese rice), 1025 nucleotides. Its product is annotated as nucleolar protein 16. The record is from RefSeq and is a predicted model, not a curated record. NCBI's taxonomy places the organism in Eukaryota, Viridiplantae, Streptophyta, Magnoliopsida, Poales, Poaceae. Gene Ontology annotation, cellular component: nucleolus. Gene Ontology annotation, biological process: ribosomal large subunit biogenesis.